Cornus florida is the source of this 1747-nucleotide messenger RNA. RefSeq lists its product as uncharacterized. NCBI's taxonomy places the organism in Eukaryota, Viridiplantae, Streptophyta, Magnoliopsida, Cornales, Cornaceae. Gene Ontology annotation, molecular function: serine-type endopeptidase activity. Gene Ontology annotation, biological process: proteolysis. The transcript is spliced from 5 exons. The record is from RefSeq and is a predicted model, not a curated record. Bases 357 to 893 code for a protein of 178 amino acids. Gene Ontology annotation, cellular component: cytosol.
AAAAAAAAAACAACUAUACGCGACUCUUGAAGAUGCUAUAAGGCAAGCAUUAUUCUUCGUCAUUUUCUACUCCAUGACUGCAUGAGAAUACACAAAUCUUGUAACAUCUUUCCGUAUUUUUCUCGAACUUCUGUUCUCUCUUGUAAUUCACUCCCAUACAUACAUUCAUAUAAAUCUAUACACACACCAUUAAAAAAAAAAAAAAAAAAAAAAAAAAAAAUUUAAUUCUAUACACGUACACAUAUUUCAUCAUGCAAUUGUUAAAUUACUUUUCCCUCUUUCUCGUGUCUCAUCAGCACCGCCAAACAUGACAUCGACGGCUGUGAAGGUUCCGCCGGCGGCGAAGAAGGUGAAGCAUGAAAUGGAGAUGCUCGGCGACGCAAGGGUCGAUAACUACUACUGGUUUCGCGACUAUUCUCGCUUACCUCCAAGCAGAGAACGCUUACACCGACUCCGUCAUGGCUGAAUGGUGCGACCCUCGUAAGGAAGAUUUUUACUUCUAUAUGAAGUCAUAUUGUCCUGUUGAUAAUAUUAAGGCAGUAAAUUGUCCACUGAUCCUUGUUACGGCUGGUUUACAUGAUCCACGAGUUCUGUACUCAGAACCUGCGAAGUAUAUGGCGAAAUUGAGAGACAUGAAGACUGAUGAUAAUGUACUAUUGUUCAAGUGUGAACUCGGUUCUGGGCAUUUUUCAAAGUCAGGAAGGUAUGAGAAGCUCCAAGAUGAGGCCUUCACCUAUGCUUUCAUAAUGAUGGCUUUCAUAUGUUUGCUGCUACACCUACUACCAACAGGCCAGUGGUACCUGGCCCCUAUUUUCAAAGGGAGGUCAGGUGUUCGAGUCUCAGUAGAGGCAUAUGUGUGUGAGUACCAACAAAGAAAAAAAAUAAAUAAAUAAAUAAAAUUGUUUGCUGCUACUCAAGUUAACCUCUGUGGAAACUCUAUUAGCCACAACGUCUAAUGAAGUAGGUUUUGGCCCAAAUCUUUUGUCAUAGACAGAAAUAGCAUUCAGAGGGAGGGAGGAAUAUGUCAAUGGAGAAGGAAAAGGGAAAGGAAAUAUAUAUUGGAUCGUGAUGCAAAGAUCAUGAAACAGCUCUUCGAAACCGUAUCUGGGUACAUUGGUGGUGGAGCAAAUAAAUGAUUUUGAACUCCUCUUUUUUUUUUUUUUUUUUGUCUAUUCUAAUAUUAUGAAGUGGGCUUAAUCUUAUAUGUGGGCUUAAUCAGGACAGUAGUAGGCCAUUUUGUUCAAAUGGGUUUAAGUAUGCUGCUAAGUUGAAUUGAUUGGUUUGUUUUAAAUCUAGUAUGAAUGCUGAGAGUUGAGCAUUCUUGUAAGGGACAUCUGUGUUUAUUCUAUCAAUUGGAAUUUUCUUUCUCCUGUUGUAUCUCAUCUCAACUUUAUUUUGGGAUGUGGGAGUUAUGUUUCGUGGGGUAGGAGGGAAGAUGAGGAAAGGAAAGAAGAGAGGAGGGACGGAACAAGGUUCAUCGUUUGGUAGGAUGGAGAGCUGGUGGGAAGAAAAGGUCCAGGCCCAAAAUUUUACUUCCAUCCAUAAGUGCAAGGAAUAUGAGAGUUUCCUUCCAUCCAUGAGUGCAAGGAAUAUGAGAGAAAAAUAAAGAUUUUUUUUUUUUUUUUUCCUUCUUCCAGGAGGUAAGAAAGAUUAGAAGUUAGAUUAAUAGGUACAAAGAGUUGAAGCCUAGCACUCUCAAAAUUCACUGAAAGCACUAACCAUCGAGCUAUUGAGGCAUCUGCAAAGU